AUGUAUCACCUUGCUAAAGGCCUAUACUUAUAUGCGACAAGCAAAGAAGAAUAUUCAGUCCUCCUUCUCGGCCUCGACAAUGCCGGCAAAACUACCUUUCACGAGCAGGUCAAAUCCCUCUUCCUACCUAAUAAUCCUGCGCCCAAACUCAGGACCGUGCCUACGGUAGGCCAGAAUGUCUCUACGAUUACGCUUCCGGACAUGUAUCUCAAGAUGUGGGAUGUAGGGGGCCAACACAGUCUGCGCAAGCUCUGGCAAAGCUACUACACCUCCUGCCACGCGAUUGUUUUUGUCAUCGAUAGCACGGAUAUUGGAGAUGGGAACCUGGAGCAUGAUAAUUCUGGCAGGUUGGAGGAAUGCAGGUUGGUGCUUGAAGAUGUGCUACAGCAUUCCGAGACGGAGGGCGUGCCUCUGUUGGUUCUGGCCAAUAAGCAAGAUAGGGAGGAUUGUGUUGAGGUGGUGAGAAUUAAGGAAGGGCUAGUGAAAAAGGUAUUCGAAGGAGAGAAGGGCGCCUCGAUCAGAGACUCCAGGGUUCUGCCUGUUAGUGCGCUGACUGGGACGGGGGUGAAGGAAGCAGUGGAAUGGGUUAGGACCAGAGUGAAGUGGAAUAAGGAAGGGAGACCGCCGGUUAUGAGGUGA
Lachnellula hyalina is the source of this 639-nucleotide messenger RNA. RefSeq names its product ADP-ribosylation factor-like protein (gene ARL3). Gene Ontology annotation, cellular component: Golgi apparatus. Lineage: Eukaryota; Fungi; Ascomycota; Leotiomycetes; Helotiales; Lachnaceae. The coding region runs from base 1 to 639 and encodes 212 amino acids. The record is from RefSeq and is a predicted model, not a curated record. Gene Ontology annotation, biological process: Golgi to plasma membrane protein transport; intracellular protein transport; protein localization to organelle. Gene Ontology annotation, molecular function: GTPase activity; GTP binding. The transcript has 2 exons.